AUUCCAGCACAUGGCCGUCUCGGUCAACUGGACGUGAGUUCGCUCUGCUGAGCAAAACAUUAGUGUUUUAUAUAGUCAUUAUGACGAAGACCGAUACCAGACAGUUGUCUUCUGCAAUAAUAUCCCACAUUUUGCAUUUCUCAACAUCCUGAUCGGCAGAAUAUACUCAGUGUCUUAAGAUCAGAAAGUUGUCAAUCAUGUCUAUGUUCAGCACCGGUAUCCUGGUCCUUACGUCUCCGUUACACAUCCUCCCUCUCCGCAUCGCGCCUGUCCUCACGUCUGCUGCCCAGGUGGUCGAGCGCACACUGUACGUCCAUCUCCACCCCGGCCUCAACCUGAGCACAGGUGGCCAGGUGCGGCCCGUCUACAUCCCGCCCGUGGUGGAUCUCUGCGCUCUCAUCUCCCGCCUUUACAGCAAUGCCGCUGACAUUUGCGCACACCUUGACGUCAGGGUGCUGCUCAGUAACGUCCGUGCCCAAUCUGUGGCAUUGAGCGGAAGCAGCGGCCCUUUUCCCACCCCGCAGACGCUGUCCCACUCGCCAGAAGUAGUGCUGACAGACUACCCCAUCCAGGAUUCAGGCCAGUCCUCGCUGGUCACCCAGUGCUUGCAGAAGUACGCGCGUCACUGCUACAUCUGCAACCCGACUCUCUCAUCUGUGCUUUUGUACCCACGACUAAAAGAGGUCGAGGAAGAUGAUGAUAGAGGAGGAAGUGGUGCACAAUUAAAACCUUUAGAGACGUUCAGUGAUGUGGUGGUUGGCGGCACUUUUGACCGUCUGCAUGGGGCCCACAAGACGCUGCUGAAUAUUUCCUGUCUGAUGGCCAACAGACGCUUUGUCAUUGGUGUGUGUGACCAGGAACUACUAAAAAAAAAGGUCUUGAAGGAGUUGAUCGAGCCGUAUUAUCAGCGUGUGCAGAAGCUCCAGGACUUUCUGAACGAUGUAAAGCCAUCGCUCAAGUACGAAAUCGUUCCUCUCUCCGACCCCUUCGGCCCAUCCAUAAGCGACCCUGAGCUGCAGUGCAUUGUGGUCAGCGAGGAGACGAGGAAAGGCGGUGAAGCUGUCAACAGGAAGCGUGUGGAAAAUGGAUUGGCUGAACUGGUUCUGUACGAGAUCCAGCUGUUGAAAGAUGCCCACCAUGCUGACAUCGAGGAGGAGAAGAUCAGUUCCUCCAGCCUGAGAACAAGAAUGCUGGGCACGCUGCUCAAACAUCCAUCUCCGCAGCCAGAUCUACCUCUGGAUCCGUAUGUGAUUGGUCUGACGGGCGGCAGCGGGUCUGGAAAGAGCUCUAUAGCACACAGACUGGAGGCUCUCGGCGCCGUGAGGAUUGACUGCGAUCAGCUCGGUCACGAGGCCUACCUGCCGGGAACAUCUGCUUAUCAUAAGGUCGUCCAGGAGUUCGGCCCAGAUAUUCUUAAUGAGGAUAAGACCAUCAACAGACGAGUACUGGGUGGAAAAGUAUUUGGUAAUCAGGAGCGUCUGAGAGCUCUGACAGAUAUUGUGUGGCCUGAGAUUGCUCUGCUGGUGAAGAAAAGAAUAAAACAAGCAAAGGAACAGGGUAAGCGUGUCUGUGUAGUGGAUGCGGCCGUGUUGCUCGAGGCGGGAUGGACAUAUUUGGUGCAUGAGGUUUGGGUGGCCACCAUCCCAGAGGAAGAGGCAGUGAAGCGUAUAGUCCAGCGUGACGGUGUCAAGGAGGAAGAUGCCUUGAGGAGACUGAAGAGCCAGUGGCCGAAUGCACAGCUAAUAGAACAUGCUAACGUAGUGCUGUGCACACUGUGGGAACCUGACAUUACUCAGAGACAGGUGUUGAAAGCCUGGCAUCUAUUACAGCAGCGGAUUCAGAAGAGACCAGAAGAAAUCAGACCUUCACCCUGAGACCGGCUUCAAUAUGAAUACGUUUUCAAAAUGUAGUGAAAUAUUUUAGUUCAUUUCAGAAGCAUAAAUGAGCGACUGUUUGUUUAAAGGCACAAUAUGUAUGAUUUCACACUCACAGAGUCAUCAAACUACACUUUUCAUUAUUUAUUUUGAAUACGUGCCCUCUACCGGCAAAAAUGACAUUGUGCCUUUAAGUCAUGUACCAUUUGUUUCAUCAAACACCUGUAAUCUUCAUAAAGCAAAUGAGCCAGUUUGAGUUCUUAUGUGGCUCUUCUAAUGCAGUAAAAUAGAUUUGGGACAGAAAACACCUUGAGCGCUUUUUAAUAUCUGCAAUAUACAGUUUACCAUUUGUUCUUGUGCCGGUUAUCGAAUAUUGUCAUAUUUGGUUGUUGCAUUGCCAUUUACUUAUUUUUCUAAUCGAAUCGCUGAGUGUUAUUUUCAGUGGAAAAGGCUUUGACCGUGAUUGUGGUGUAGAUUAUACAUGCUCUUAAAGAGAGAAGACGUUAUUAAUCUAUAUUGUGCCUCCUGAAGACCAAAGUUAAAACCAUGUCAGAUUAACCCAUAACAGACCAACUGGUCAGUGAUUUCAGGCAAGUUUAUAAAAUGAUUUGAUGUAUUCAUGGAUUAGCCAUUAAAAAUAAAAUGACUUAAUGUAAUAAAACUUUAAUACAUUUAUUCUUCAUAUAUAUACACACACAUGCACGUACAACAAAUGUAGCAUUUUAAAAUUUCUUUGUCAAAGUAAGCCGAAUCAAAUCAUGCCCAGGUUCUGUAGAAAAACACAAUGCUCAAACAAAAUGAAUGGCUAAAAUGUUUCACACCAGGGAAAAUUACAGAAAUUAAACUUGAAACUAACAUUAAAAUCGUGACUUAAUCAACAAUAGAACAAUUCAGAA
Molecule: messenger RNA, 2770 nt
Organism: Sinocyclocheilus grahami
Lineage: Eukaryota; Metazoa; Chordata; Actinopteri; Cypriniformes; Cyprinidae
Product: bifunctional coenzyme A synthase
Exons: 10
Coding region: 198-1874 (558 amino acids)
Biological process (GO): coenzyme A biosynthetic process
Molecular function (GO): ATP binding; dephospho-CoA kinase activity
Source: RefSeq, a predicted model, not a curated record